CAGCUUGAAUUCUGUUCGUGAAUACUUGAUUGAAUGCAAAAUAUUUUUCGAUUCAGUGGUACUUGUUAUAAAUCGUGAAUUUGCAAUCCACUGUACAGGACAACAAGCCAAAAGAUCCACUACGGGUAUUAACAGUUUCCAUCUCCAUGUUGUGACUACCACCGACAGCAAUAGAGAGAAGCCUGCCAACGCUCAGCCAUUGCGUUGAAAUUCCCGUUGAAUUCAUCAAGAAGAUGGCUGAAUUGGGGGAUGAUACUGGAGCCAGAGCCUUGUUAGCUCUGAAAUCUGCACCUUGUAGUCCAGUCAGAGUAGCGAUACCUCCAAUGUACACGCUUUCAUCAAACGCGCCUGGGAUCACAUCCAUGCCCCUCUCACCUCCAUCGCAGGCCCUUGCAAGACUGGAAGGCAGGGACUUCGAGUUUGUAAUGCGCCAGAGGACAGUGACCGUGGGCCGGAAUUCCUCGCAUGGCUCUGUGGACGUCAACAUGGGUCACUCUAGUUUUAUAUCCAGACGACAUUUGCAGAUAACCUUCGAAGAUCACAAUUUUUAUCUGCGUUGCCUUGGGAAGAAUGGUGUGUUUGUUGAUGGUGUUUUCCAGAGGAGAGGCGCGCCUCCAAUUCAGUUACCAAGGGAGUGCACGUUCCGUUUUCCCAGUACGGUGAUAAAGAUCCAGUUCACAGCGCUGUACCAUAAGGAGGCACUGAAGGAGGAGCCUCCUGUUUCCCCUGUGAGAGCCCUGUACCCACACAUCUCCCCGCUGAAAAUCAACAUUCCGGAAAGCGACCUCAGAAGUGUCAUGAGCCCCCUGCCUUCGCCUACUGGAACCAUCAGUGUGCCCAACUCGUGUCCGGCAAGCCCACGGGGUGCAGGUUCCUCUGGGUAUCGCUACGGACGCAAUAUCACCUCAGACCUGCAGCUGGCCGCCGAGUACGCUGCUAAGGCCGUGUCGGAGCAACAGCGCACGGAGGUGUCGGGAGGAGACAGCCCCAAGGAUGAGUCCAAGCCGCCAUACUCGUACGCACAGUUGAUUGUGCAGGCCAUAUCUUCUGCGCCAGACCGACAGCUCACACUAAGUGGCAUCUACGCCCACAUCACCAAGCAUUACCCAUAUUACAGGACUGCAGACAAGGGCUGGCAGAACUCCAUCAGACACAACCUGUCCCUGAACCGCUACUUCAUCAAAGUGCCGCGCUCGCAGGAGGAGCCGGGCAAAGGCUCAUUCUGGCGGGUGGACCCUUCAUCCGAGGCCAAGCUGGUGGAGCAGGCCUUCCGCAAGCGCCGGCAGAGGGGCGUGUCCUGCUUCCGCACACCCUUUGGCCCACUCUCCUCAAGGAGCGCUCCAGCCUCCCCCACACACUCUGGCCUCCUCUCGCCCCACUCGAGCGGUCUGCAGACCCCCGAGAGCUUAUCACGCGAGGGCUCACCCGUGCCCCACGAGCAUGAAUUCGGCACCAAGCUGGCCUCUGUACCCGAGUACAGAUACUCGCAGAGUGCCCCAGGCUCCCCGGUGAGUGCUCAGCCCGUGAUCAUGGCAGUGCCUGCGCAGCCACCAGGGGGUGUUGUUAAGCAAGUGACUUACAUGCCCACGUCCAUCAUCAGCUCUACCCAGCCCUCUGGACAAGCCAUCCAUGUGGUGCAGCAGGCCCCAUCCGUUGCCAUGGUGCGUGUAGUCACCACCUCAGCCAGCUCCCCCAACGGCUACAUGCUGGCCAACUCUGCCUCUGCGGCAGCAGAAAGUUCCGGAGAUCACAGAGGUGCUGUGGAUGAGAUGAUGGCACCUUCCUCCAUCCCUGCAGGCGCAGGCAGUCGAGUCAUCCAUGCUGUGGGAAGCCACCUGAGCUCAGCCACUAGAGGGCAGCAGAGUUACACUGUUCUGCAGCAGGGCUCCAUGGUACUGGGCCAACAUCAGCUUCCAGUCCAGGCCAUCACCCAGAACGGCAAGCAUGCUCUUCCUAAUGCCAGCAUCUCACCCAAUUCUUACGCUCUCACCAACCCGCUUCAGAUCUUGGCUGCCCAGGCCUCCACCUCCCCCCCAGUCCUGGUGCACAGGCCCCCCAGCAUGGAAAUGGAGGAAGGCGCCCCGCGGGCGCCUGAGGCCAAGCGUGCCAGGCUGGAGGAGGACGCUGUGGCUUCUAUCCCUCAGCCAGUCAUCGUGGCUAUGACCCAGGAAGCCAGCGACUGAAUGAGCCAGCAAGGGCGUGGACAGGGAGGUGACAGAAGACCCUUAAAUUGAGCACCCACUAUAGUGUUAACCGAAGGUGCCAAGAUUACUGAGGGGUUGUUUUUUCUGUUUAGUUUGUUUUUCUUGUUUGUUUUUUCCCUUUUACUAAGAGCUUUUUUUGUGAGCGAACAAGUCCAUCACAGUUAACUGAACAUCUCCUUUGAAAGAGGAGGAUAAACAGUGUGUGUUACAAGGGCAGAUAUGAGUUAAAACGCAUUAUCCCAUAAGCCUUAAAAGCAGAUGCUGAUGUGGUUUUAAGUUAGUGAGUUUCUUUAAAGAGCGUUGGAUUGGUCCCUCAAAGUAGUUGGAGAGGCGCAUGUCUGCUGGAGGUGUGUGUUGCCGAGGAGUUCCUCACAAGGUACAGCUGAACUAGUACUUACUUUGGGUUGGGGUGGGACCAAUGACUAAGCAGCUAUUACUAUUCGGGAGUACCUGUCUUUCGAAUUGAAGCAUUAUGUAUUAAGUUCACUGGAAGCUGGGAGUCUCUCCUGGUUCCCAUGUGACUUAGUGAGCAAUUUAUUUAUCAUUCUGUACUACAUGCAUGAUUUAGAAAUGCCAUCUCUAUUAAAAUCAGACUGUAAUAACUAAAACCAAAUGAAAUGUUUCACAAAAAUUUAAUGCAUAUAUUUAAGGACCCCAUUUUUCUAGCUGGGAGCUCCUUAACAACGUAGUGUAAAGUAUUUUUCUAUCAUGGGCCUUUACCAUGCUUGCACGGGAAAAAGAAAUUUGCAAAUGCCUAACAAAUGUCAGUUUCUGAAUUGGUCAGUAGUGCAAAAUUCAAACAGACAGUGAAUGUAUGUAUUUUCUGUUCAUUUGUUUUGCUACUUGGCUCCCUCUUUGACCUAAAUUUAUUAAGAAUGUGCCGUUGUUAACUUUUGAUGUUUUGUUUGAAAAAAAAAAAGAAUAACUGUAAUUUUGAAGUUAAAUUCUGUGUUUAAUGUACCGCAGACAUACACCUGUCCAUCGUUUAUGUGCUUAGCCAAAAUGUUGCUCCUUGAAUUUCAUGUAUAACUAAGAUUUGCAAUAUCUGAUUAGAUUUUGCAUUAUUUAAAGAUAAUAAAAGCCCACACAAAUUGUAAAUGUUGAAAAAAAAUGUGCUAUUGAGACGGGCUACUGACAACCAAAUAUGUUUGUUUCUGUUGCUUAGACCCAGGAAUGUAAUCUUUAAUAUGAAAAGUCAGAGGCUAGCGUUCUCCUUGCCACCUUCACAUGACCCUGUAAUGAUGGUGGAAGAAACUAAAUGAAUGUUAGACAUUUUCUAAAAGUUCUCAAGACUUCACGAAUUUUUCUUUCAAGAACAAAGACAAAAAAAAAGGCUUAUUUUGGUAUCAUUUACAAAAUGCUUCAGACUGUAUAUUUUUUACUAAAAGAACAGAAAAAAUAUGUAGCAUUGGAACUGAAAAUAGUUUUUAGGACAAUCACUAAUUGGGUGGUGGCAGCUACCACUUUAUUGAUACAAAGAAGCACCACAGACUGCUUGAAUAUGAACAGAGAGUACCAUUUAAAAGAGCAUAUCUUCCUCAGUACUUACUUGCAGCUCUGUUGUAAUGACUCUGCUUCAAACUCUACUGCUUACUACUUGAAAGUCAGGUUUAGGAUGACAAAGUAAAACUGUGCGAUCUGUGAUGUAAUAGGGUUAGAUCAGUGCAUUGAGAUCCCAGGGGACUUAGUAAAACAAAACAAAAAACAUAUUACUGCCAUAUUUUAUAUGGCUGUUAUAAACCUGUCCUUGAUUAGUUCUCAGUGAUGCAUUUCACUGAAAAUUGUAAUAGGUUUGCAUGCAACAUGUCUGCAACAUGUACAGGUAGUAGAGGAGGAAUGGGGGAGAGAAGUUCAUAAAUUUAAUUUGUUUAAUUUGAUUUCUUUUUCGGCUAAUGGUGUAUUCUGUUAAGAUGCACAGUGAAGGUAAAAUUAAUCAGAAAACACACUUGAACCAGUGAAGCUACAUUAGUAAGUUUUAAUUUACCUCAAAUUUGAGUUCAACCAUUUUAAAUAUAUGGCUAAACUCAAAAAGCAUUAACAGCUGUAAUCUAAGUAUUUGGGGUCAGGGAGGGGGGUUGAUUAUGCUUUUUAAUCUAUCAUUAGUCAUAAAAAAAUAAAACAAGCACUUGGUUAUAGAAUUGAGUUAUUAUUGAGUUGAAUUAACAUUCACUGCCUAAAAAAAUGCAUACAUUUUUAAACUGUCUUUUACAGUAUUCUUGUCAACUAAUCUGAUGUUUUUGAUUUGUGUGCUUUUUGUAUUUUGCAUAUUAGCUUAUACACUAAACAUUCAUAAUUUAAAAUGAAGUCUAAUGAAUGAUACACAUUUUGGUCAUUUCUGUUAUUAGUUCUUGCUCUGGAUAUAAGCUUUACCAACUAUAUACAAAACACCCUGUCUUAGUCCUUGCUCAGAAGCAUCUAAAUGUCUUUAUAAGCCUUUAUUAUAAAGACUGCCGUGCAUUCAUUAACAUUGGUUUGACAUUUUCAUAUACCCUGAUGAAAAAUUGGUGAAAGGCUAUGUCAGUGUUAAGCUGUAAGUUUGCUAACAAAGCACAAUAAACGUAUGCUGUGUUUUAGUUAGUGUGGACGUAUAAUGCUGCUAAGCUGUGUUUGAAAAGCAUGUGUUGAGCAGCACGAAACACUGGCCUGAGUGUUACACAUAUUCCUCUUUGCCUUUCAUCUAAAACUGAUAUCGGAAAACCAUAGUUUGGCUCAUUUCUGGAAAAAAACAAAUCAAAAACUAUCUUCUUUAUUUAUACCGGAGGUUUUUUCCUUUCGUUCAUGUAAUUUCAUUUAAAAUGUUGAACUCCUUCAUUUCUACAUGUCUAAGCAUUUUGUAUUCCUGGUAUUUGUCACAUUCUCUAGCUCAUUACUUAAUUCUCUUUUGGAUUUGCCUCUCAUCUUGAUUAAAUUAAAAAAUAAUAAUAAUGUAACAUUUCUCUUUGCACAUGUGCAGCUCUGUCAUUUCACUUCAUUUCACCUUGUGAAAAUCUCUAGAAAAUGUGACCACAGUCAAUUAAAAGGUUUGAGCUGUCAACUGCA
Electrophorus electricus (electric eel) is the source of this 5243-nucleotide messenger RNA. It is a transcript of the gene foxk1, whose product is annotated as forkhead box K1. NCBI's taxonomy places the organism in Eukaryota, Metazoa, Chordata, Actinopteri, Gymnotiformes, Gymnotidae. Gene Ontology annotation, molecular function: DNA-binding transcription factor activity, RNA polymerase II-specific; protein binding; RNA polymerase II cis-regulatory region sequence-specific DNA binding. Gene Ontology annotation, biological process: regulation of transcription by RNA polymerase II. The record is from RefSeq and is a predicted model, not a curated record.